AUGGUAGGUGGAAGUAAGGCCGUGCCUCUUUUGAGUGGGAAUGGUAUGAUGGAGAAGGAGAGAGAGAUUCAAGAGCUGGAGAAAAAGACCAACUAUCUACGAAAGCAAAACGAUGAUCUACUGAAGAGGAACUUUGAGCUGGAGAACAGCAAUCGUUGGUUGUCUGAAAGGCUUGGGUUCCGAACUGCGCAAGAUGCCGAGACGCAACUUGGUGAUAACGAUAUCACCUUCCUCCAACUGCACGUCGAAUAUGAAAACGCACAAGUGCGCAUCCGGGACUUGGAACAAGAUGGUCUUGUCCAAUCGGAGGCGUUGAACACUCUGCGUAGGGAACACGCGACUGCCCUGAAGACUAUCGACGACCUCAAGGAAGACCUCAAAGAGCUCGACUGGAGCCGGCAGUGGCAGCAGAGCGAGACGGAAAGCCAGAUCGCUCAGCUUACGCUUCAGCUACAUGACCGAGAGGGAAGGAUCGCUGAACUCAACGCGAAAUCUCGGCCGCUCAGAUCCCGGGUUCUCUCACCCUCCUCCGGGAAGGAGAACACUCCGACUCCACUGCCUACCUCAUCAUUCGUCCCCUCGUCCCCCAAGACUCCUGUGAUGCCCUCAACGUCAACCCCGAAGAAAGACGCUCACGUUUCUGCUGCAUUUUUGCAAGCUCAACUUUCAGACAUACAAGAACGAUACGACAGUCUGCUCCGCAUAUAUCGAGAAAACGUGCAGCAACGGACAAAGGAACGAAAGCACUGGAAGGAGUUCAAGGACGCAUGGAUGGCGAACAAAGACAGAAUCCAGCGGAAGAGGGCGCGUGAGGCAGGAGGGGCGAAAGAAACUCCGAGAAAGCGGAGGCGGAUGGUCUCAGAGACCGGACUGGCAGACACGCCAAAGCGAGCCACACCGAGAAAACAACCCACCGCUCCGGAGUCACAGACUCAGUAUGAGGAUGACAUGGUACCGUCCUCUCAGCCCUCUCCCCCAGAAGAUCGACCUGCGCAAACGGCCAUCGCAUCCAAGAGUCAAGUGCUCGUGCCUGCAUCAUCGGAAACAGAUCUCGAAGGUGAACAAGGAUGUGAUCCGCCGACCGCACCCCCUCGCUACUCCAGCAAGCACGACGGAAUUAUCUCCCCUGCCACAUCACACAUCGUGGUCACCCCGCAACCUGUCCUGCCCAGAGCAGCCUCAUCUUUCUCGGAGCAAGCAUACCGAAAGCGUCAAAUGGUCAACGAAGCAGAAGACGAUACUUCGUCGCCAGGUGCGGCAGGAAAGAUGAAAGCACCAGCAUCGCCAAUCCCGGGUCAUCGCAAGCGGUUGUCAGAGGACCCUGCUGGGACCCCUCUUGCGCAGUUACCGGCGGAUCGGGAUGAGAGAGCCAAAGCUUUGAAGGAGCUUAAUAAGCUACCUCGGGAGCAGUAUGUGGACCAGUACAAGGUGUUCAAGGGCCACGGACGAUAUUCUGGCAACCUUCCGCGACCAGAUGAAGAAGGUAUCAACGCACGAUUUGAGAUUGACAAGAGCCGAAAUGACGGUAUGAACUACCAAUACGACUCGGUGGUUCGAAACAAGAACGCAAGAAGACAAUUACAUGGCGAUGACUGCGAGUGUUGUCGAAGAUACUACGAAGAUGUUGGACCGUUGCCCCCGCGUCUCGAAGCACCGCUCUGGAGGUCGCCACCACAUCGAGAUUUCCAAAAUGCCGUCUUGCCAUGUCCUCGAGACUCUGCAGCAAAAGACCCUCAGAUGUCGCGAGCUCAUGUACAGGCUCAUAAACAAGAGGUGUCAAGACAUCGCCAGGCAUGGCAGCGGUCACAUACCCCUCCAGACUAUUGGAAGAUUGGGUUUCCAUCCACACAAGAGGCGCAACAGAUCAACAAGAAAGCUGAGGAGAUGCAUAGGGAAAAGGCGCGCCAGAUAGAACUCGAGGCGGAACGGGGAGGGAAGUACAGGCGGAGGAGUUAG
Molecule: messenger RNA, 1956 nt
Organism: Dacryopinax primogenitus
Lineage: Eukaryota; Fungi; Basidiomycota; Dacrymycetes; Dacrymycetales; Dacrymycetaceae
Exons: 5
Coding region: 1-1956 (651 amino acids)
Biological process (GO): double-strand break repair via homologous recombination; DNA double-strand break processing involved in repair via single-strand annealing
Cellular component (GO): site of double-strand break
Molecular function (GO): double-strand/single-strand DNA junction binding; Y-form DNA binding; flap-structured DNA binding
Source: RefSeq, a predicted model, not a curated record